Molecule: messenger RNA, 1034 nt
Organism: Triticum aestivum (bread wheat)
Lineage: Eukaryota; Viridiplantae; Streptophyta; Magnoliopsida; Poales; Poaceae
Product: omega-amidase, chloroplastic
Exons: 8
Coding region: 20-751 (243 amino acids)
Biological process (GO): L-glutamine metabolic process; oxaloacetate metabolic process
Cellular component (GO): mitochondrion
Molecular function (GO): omega-amidase activity
Source: RefSeq, a predicted model, not a curated record
AUGGAACUGCCCCUACGCGAUGGAGACCAUGCGGAGCUAUGCCGAGGACAUCGACGGCGGCCGGUCGCCGUCGGUCUCGAUGCUGUCGGAGGUGGCCGCUGCCAGGAAGAUCACGAUCGUCGGCGGAUCCGUACCCGAGAUGGCGUCGGGGCAGCUGUUCAACACCUGCUGCGUGGUCGGGCCCGACGGGGAGAUCAAGGCCAAGCACAGGAAGCUGCAUCUGUUUGGAAUUGACAUCCCGGGAGACAUCACUUUCAGGGAAUCCGAUACCUUCACUGCUGGGCAAGAACCCACCGUGGUUGACACAGAUGUUGGACGGAUUGGUAUUGGGAUUUGUCAUGAUAUCCGGUUCCCAGAACUGGCAAUGCUGUAUCGAUCAAGAGGUGCACACUUGAUAUGCUACCCGUCUGCGUUCAACAUGAGCACCGGGCAGCUCCUCUGGGACCUUAUGCAGAAGUCCAGGGUUAUUGACAAUCAGCUGUUCGUGGUGACCUGCUCACCUGCGCGAGACCCCAACUCAAAGUCAGACUUCGUGGUCUGGGGUAACUCAAGCCUCAUCGGACCAUUUGGCGAGGUUCUUGCGGCGGCAGGGCACGAGGACGCGACCGUCAUCGGCGAGGUCGACCUGUGUUCGAUUGAUGCUGUCCGGCGUCAGAGGAAAAAUCUGUGCAGGGCGAACCUCCCUUUGGAAACACAGGGUAGAGGGGAUCUGUACAGGUUGGUCGAUAUCGAGAGGGAAUGUUCGAGCUAGCUGCGUUGCUCUAGGAGAUGGAAAUGCAGUGCAGAGAACUGAAGAAGGCCACGUCUGCAUGUGUUGGUCACAUGCUGGGGACGGGGUUUGCAAAAUUGUGUAGUGGCAUGCAAAUAUUCGGGAUGCCAUAUACGAUAUGUACCGACACUGUAUUUGUUUAUCAGGAUUCAAAACGGUAUGGCACGAACACAUGACAAUUCCGAACGUUUAUGACGAUAAGUUUAGUGAUACGAGGAUGGCAAGUUUCUUUUUUUUUCGAAUGCCAAUUUUAGUUGUAAGAAUG